GUUGGAAAAGGCGGGGCAGAAGAUCCAUUUAAGAAAUCUCCCAUUUAGCUAGAGGCCAAUCAACAACACCAAUAGCAGGAUGAAUCUGUUACCAUGCUUUGGUUCCAUGAAGAAGUACAAAAACCAAGACUACGCAAAACUAAAAAAAGACUGCAAAACGAAAGGAAAUUUAUUCAUAGAUUUGGAAUUUCCCCCAGACGACCGUUCUCUAUUCUAUAGUCAAGGGAAGUUAGCUGAUGUAGUUUGGAAAAGACCAAAGCAAAUCUGUGACAACCCCAAGUUGUUUGUGGAAGGAGCCAGUGCAGGAGAUGUCACUCAAGGUCGCCUUGGUAACUGCUGGUUUGUUGCUGCGUCCUCUUGUCUGUCGGCUAACAAAGACGUGUGGGACAGGGUGAUUCCAGAAUGGCGAGAACAAGAAUGGGAUGAAAAUGUUCCAGACAAAUAUCAGGGAAUAUUCCAUUUCCGGUUUUGGAGGUACGGAGAGUGGAUAGAUGUUGUUAUUGACGACAUGUUACCCACCAUCAACAAUCAACUUGUCUUCAUUCACUCGCAGAGUAAAAAUGAGUUUUGGAGUGCACUGCUGGAGAAAGCUUAUGCCAAGUUGUUUGGUUGCUAUGAGGCUCUGGAUGGAGGAGAACUUGGGGAGGCACUGGAGGAUUUUACUGGUGGUGUUUCUGAACAGGUUGACCUUAGAGGUCGUGACCUUGUAAACAAACCAGAGGAACGUGAGGACCUAUUUGAACGAAUGAAGAAACAAAUGGACAGAAAAUCCCUAAUGGCUGCAUCUAUACCAGCAGAGAGCAGCCAAGAGAUGGAGGCAUCUACUGAUAUUGGAUUGGUAAAGGGCCAUGCCUACGGAAUCACAGCCGUCAAAAACAUUCACCUGGAGGGGUCGGGUCUAUUUAGUUUUUUCAACAGAGAAAAGAUUCACAUGGUUCGUCUGAGGAAUCCCUGGGGAGAAAAGGAGUGGAAAGGUCCCUUCAGUGAUGGUUCUCCGGAAUGGAACAAGAUUUCGAAAGAUGAACGCAACAAGAUUGGACUUACAUUUGAGGACGAUGGAGAAUUCUGGAUGACCAUGGAGGACUUCUGUCGAUACUUUGUGCGGGCAGCGAUAUGCUGCGUAGUCAACACUUCCAUCUUUGCCUUCAGUAAAACCUGGCAUGAAGGUCUAGCCCACAGUAAGUGGGUGAAACCAAACAGGGCAGGGGGUUGUCUGAACCAUAAGGAGACUUUCCUCAACAACCCACAGUUCACUUUCGACAUUACGGAUAACGAAGAUGAGCCGAUGAUUCAGCUGGUUCAGAAAAGUACACGUGGAGCAGGUGGCAGUCGUAACAUGACCAUUGGUUUUUCCAUUGUCAAGGUGGAGGAAAACAGACGCUAUCGUAUGCAUGAUAUGAGUCAACAGGAAAUGGUCACGUCAAGCGCCUUCAGGGACAGUCGGGCAAUUUUCCUACGUCACAAGCUGACGAAAGGUCGCUAUGCUAUUGUAGCCUGUACAUUUGACCCUGAUAAUGAGUGUGACUUCCUUCUGAGGAUGUACACAAGCUCAGACAAUAAUUUCAAACCUCUGAUCUAUGAAAAGCCACAGAAAAGUUGGUGGCAAUGUUGUGGUGGUAAUGUGCAGUUAGUUACCAGGGUCAAGGUCAUGAGGGCAGAGGGACUGGAAAGACAAGAAAGGACAGGAGCUGACCCAUAUUGCGUAAUCUCAUGUGAAGGUGAAAAGGUCACUACCAAAGUCGUAGAGGACACAACAAGUCCGGAAUGGAACUCUUCUGCAAUUUUCUACCGAAAAGCAGCCCUGAAAAAACCUUUAAAGAUCCAGAUCUGGAACAGCAACAUCCUUCGAGACACCUACAUGGGCAAACAUGUGUUCACCAGCGUUGACGAGUGUCGAGACAAGAUCUCAGCUGUUGGGUUGGUACAGCGUGGGAAGCAAGGUGAUAAGGUUGCUAACGGACAGCUCUAUGUACAAAUUACACAAACAAAGAAUAUUAUGGCAGUGUAAAUACAGAUAGCUUAGUUGCUGCUGUCUUCAAAUUCAUAGCUACCUGCAGAUCUCGCUCACUUGCUUCUGACAUUUGUAAUAAAGAAGAUGAUUUUUUUUAAGAUAUGACUACGCAUAGACAACAAUUAAGGUUAAUUUUAAAAUUUUCAUAACACAAAGAAGUUCAAUAUUUUUAUCAUGGUCUUUUGGAAUAUCAAUACUUCAGUAAUAUGUAUUGAUAUUUCAAAAUCAUUUUGUUAAAUGUCAUAUAACUUUCCAAGCAUGUUUUUAAAAUAAUUUCUUUUGUAAAGAUAUCGAAUGUGUUCUGGGGUGGGCUAAAAACAGAUUAUGAAAAGUUGAUAUAUUUAAAGGUUUAAGAGGUUGAAAUUAGUGCUUGGAAUAAUGAAAUGGAAAUUGAGAAUAAUGACUUUAAAUGCCAGAAAAACAUGCCAGUAUAGUGUUUUAGAAUGUGGUCUAUCCUGUGGACAGUUUCGGUGAAAAAAAAAAAAACUUUGUGUGUUGAAUCUGUGUUUGGUGACUUAUCACCUGCUGAUAUUAAUAGUCUUUCAUAUAUAAUAGUGAUAGAUAACACACAUACUGUAUAGUUAUUAAGUUUUGCAAGGCUUAUAUUUUUUGGUUGUCCUGGGUUGGGGUAAGUUCAACAGAAUUAAAUUUGUUGAAACCUAUCCUUACAGCUUUUACUUUUAGAGAGCAUUAUUAUGAACUGUUUGCAUAUUUUGAUUAACUAAUAAGAUUUAAAAUAUGUUGAAGGUAUUUAAUUUCGUGCUGUCAUUAAAGAUAAUGAAUACAGCAAAAGGAAGUCCUCCACAAAUAUUUUAGUUAAUAUAGUUCUGCAUUGUUUCAUAAAUAUGUAUUAAACUCCUCAAGAAAACCUACUGGUAGAGAAGAUUUAAAAAAUAUUUCUACCAUGGAUCUUUAGAUUUCUCAAGCAAGUGUGAUAAGUACCUUGUUUCAUUUACCUUAAGAUUAUUAAAAUAUAGAAUAUACCUCUUUCCUGCAUUUUAGAUUUAUUUCAAUAUUUCUGUUUUUGUUUUACCGACUAAGUAAAUUUUCUUGAAUAUGCAUUGUGUAUAUAUGUUAUAAACUUUUUCCUUAUUCUUCACAAUAUGUAAAUUUUGUAAAAACAAUUUUGUUGACAUUUAAUAUCAUAUACUGUUGUAUACUGAUAUUUUUUCUUA
Ylistrum balloti is the source of this 3186-nucleotide messenger RNA. RefSeq names its product calpain-5-like. Gene Ontology annotation, biological process: proteolysis. NCBI's taxonomy places the organism in Eukaryota, Metazoa, Mollusca, Bivalvia, Pectinida, Pectinidae. Gene Ontology annotation, cellular component: cytoplasm. The coding region runs from base 80 to 2008 and encodes 642 amino acids. The record is from RefSeq and is a predicted model, not a curated record. Gene Ontology annotation, molecular function: calcium-dependent cysteine-type endopeptidase activity. The transcript is spliced from 13 exons.